Messenger RNA from Pelobates cultripes (western spadefoot toad), 561 nucleotides. The record is from the annotation of a GenBank genome assembly. NCBI's taxonomy places the organism in Eukaryota, Metazoa, Chordata, Amphibia, Anura, Pelobatidae.
AUGGAUAAAAGAGCUCCCAAGAAACACCCCAACAAGAGCCCAGUCCAGAAGGUGACCAUCGCAGACGUAUUUGCGGCGUCAAGGGCAUUGACAUCUGGAUCACAAGAUGGCGGCGUUCCCAGUUCACCCGACACUACCACAACAUUUAGUGCAGAUGCCACUGCCACAGGAAGGCCUCCACAGCCAGAUAUGGCCUGGAUUUUGUCUAUAUUUGCCGAAGUGAAGACUUACCUAGUGGGUAAAAUUGUAAGGUCCACUGGAGUCCUGAGGGGUGAGAUACAGACUUUGGGAGCAUGGACUGUUCAAGUGGAGCAACGUCUGGUGGCCACGAUGGAGGUGCACAAUGAGGUAGUAUCCCGAAUUAAUUCUCUUAAGGCCCGUCUCGACUCUGCAGAAUUAGCAAUAGAGGAUGUGGGCAAUCGCUCCAGACCCAAUAAUGUGCGUAUCCGAGGCCUACCUGAACACGUCGGAGAUGGCCCAUUGGUGGACAUGGUGGUGAGCAUAUUUAAGCCACUACUCACAGACAUUCCUGAAAACCUGUGGCAUGAAAAAAAGGCUUGA